GCAGAUGUCGGCGAGGACAGGCUGGCGGUGUGCCCCGACGGACAUUUUGCGGCCAACGUGGAAACGCUAAACGGGGAGCAAACGUCUUGCCCCACGUGCAGAGAAAAACUCACCCAGACCAGAGGGAUUGAAGUGGGACACACGUUUUAUCUGGGCACCAAAUAUUCCUCCGUCUCUAACGCUGUCUUCUACUCCCCUGAGAACAAACCCCGGCUGGCAGAAAUGGGUUGCUACGGCCUGGGCGUCACCCGCAUCCUGGCGGCCUCCAUCGAGGUGCUCUCUACGGAGGACAGCAUUCGCUGCAUUCGCUGGCCAAGCCUCAUCGCGCCCUACCAGCUCUGCUUCAUUCCCCCCAAGAGAGGCAGCAAGGAGGAGGAGGAGGGAGCCGCGCUGCUGGAGCGGGUGUACGACGACCUCACCAAAGCGCUGCCCCACCUCGCCGGCGACUCAGUGCUGGAUGACAGGACGCAGCUGACCAUCGGCAAAAGGCUAAAGGACGCCAACAAGUUGGGUUAUCCCUACGUGGUCAUAGCCGGGAAGAGGGUAUGCGAGGACCCCCCGGUCUUUGAGGUCUGGAAUCAGAAUGCCGGCGAGGUUUUGUUCCUCACUAAGGAGGGUGUCAUUGAGUUGCUGAGUAAAGUGCAAGUCCCUUAA
This is a messenger RNA of Fulmarus glacialis (Northern fulmar), 654 nucleotides long. It is a transcript of the gene PARS2, whose product is annotated as prolyl-tRNA synthetase 2, mitochondrial (putative). Gene Ontology annotation, biological process: prolyl-tRNA aminoacylation. The record is from RefSeq and is a predicted model, not a curated record. Gene Ontology annotation, molecular function: proline-tRNA ligase activity. The transcript has 2 exons. Lineage: Eukaryota; Metazoa; Chordata; Aves; Procellariiformes; Procellariidae. Gene Ontology annotation, cellular component: mitochondrion. The annotation marks the transcript as partial.